Messenger RNA from Fraxinus pennsylvanica, 1500 nucleotides. NCBI's taxonomy places the organism in Eukaryota, Viridiplantae, Streptophyta, Magnoliopsida, Lamiales, Oleaceae. The record is from the annotation of a GenBank genome assembly.
AUGACUAAGCUGCCUUUGGUACCUCUUACUCUUGAAAAUAGAGGUAUUAGCUCGAGUGUUCCACAGAGUCGACUUGGUAUCAGUAUAGAGUCAAUGUACGACGAAUUUCAGGAAGGUGAGGACAAUUUAUUGUCGAGGGCUAGGAAAAGUGGAACUUGUUUGAUUUCUAUUGAUGCUGUUAUUCAGGAAGGCAAGGAAGAUGAUCAGGUGACACUCACUUGUGACCAAUUCCGGGAUACCAUAUCUUCUAAACGUGUGUCUGAUGGUACUAGCAGCUUAUGCAUUCCGGAACGUGCAGUUCUGGAAGCUAAUUCUGAGCCAAUAUCAUUUGUUUCCGUAGAUGAGAAUGGUGAUGUUGCUCAUGGCAAUAAGAAACUUGUUUCACGGGAAUCGAAUAUGAAGUCAGAGAUAAUUAGUGAUCUAGUUUCUAUAGGAGAAAAUUGCGAGCCUAGGGGCAUAGACGAAUCUAAAAGGACAUUUUCUGCUUCCCUUCUUGAGGUCCCUGAGGAAGUGAAGACGAGUUUGAGUUUUCCUCCUCUUUGGGGAUUCACAUCUGUUCGUGGAAGGAGGCUGGAGAUGGAAGAUACCGUCAUAGCUUUACCUCGGUUCUUUAGUAUCCCAUCUCAACUGUUGACUGACAGACCAAUUAUGAAUAUCAGGCAUCAAGAUUUAAAAGCCCACUUCUUUGGAGUUUACGAUGGACAUGGGGGCCCGCAGGUUGCUGAAUAUUGCCAGAAACGUUUUCAUUUAGCUUUAGCCGAGGAGAUUAAUAUUGCGAAAGAAAAUUUGCAUAAUGGAAUUGAUGAUGAUUGCAAUCAGGAGGAGCAGUGGAUGAAGGUCUUUUUGAAUUGUUUCCGUAAAGUUGAUGAGGAGGUUGGAGGAUUCCACAGAGGAGAUGGGGAAAGUGCUAUGUUUGAACCUGUUGCUCCCGAGGCUGUUGGAUCUACAGCUGUGGUUGCAAUUCUUUGUCCAACCCAUAUCAUUGUUGCAAAUUGUGGUGAUUCAAGGGCAGUCCUUUGUCGAGGGAAAUCACCCAUGCCAUUGUCUGUAGACCAUAAGCCAAACAGAGAAGACGAAUGCAUGAGGAUUGAGGCUGCAGGAGGCAAGGUCAUUAAUUGGGAUGGUUAUCGUGUUUCAGCAAUGCUUGCAGUGUCAAGAUCCAUAGGGGAUAGAUAUUUGAGACCCUACGUGAUAGCAGAUCCAGAAAUCAUGUUUGUUCCUCGAACAAAAGAAGAUGAUUGCCUUGUUCUAGCUACUGACGGUCUAUGGGAUGUUUUGACAAACGAGGAGGCUUGUGAUUUGGCGCGAAGGAGGAUUCUACUGUGGCACAAAAAGAAUGGACCCAUCCUUUCUAAAGAGAGAGGCGAAGAGGUUGAUCCGGCAUCCCAGGAUGCAGCAGAAUACCUCUCAAAGCUUGCUUUUCAGAGGGGAAGCAAGGAUAAUAUCUCCGUGAUUGUAGUGGAUUUGAAAGCUCAAAGGAAGUUCAAAAGGAAGAGUUAG